Molecule: messenger RNA, 2216 nt
Organism: Mytilus trossulus (common blue mussel)
Lineage: Eukaryota; Metazoa; Mollusca; Bivalvia; Mytilida; Mytilidae
Product: RING finger protein 145-like
Exons: 3
Coding region: 125-1138 (337 amino acids)
Cellular component (GO): endoplasmic reticulum
Molecular function (GO): zinc ion binding
Source: RefSeq, a predicted model, not a curated record
UUUUUAAAAAUCAUUAAUGGCGAAGGAUAGAAAUUCCCAUUUUCAUGUUUAAAACGAAAGUAAAAAUAUUGAAAGAUUGCCACACUUUUGUUAGGUUAUUAUUGUGUAGCAGAGGUCGCUCAAAAUGAUAGGUAUAAUGAGAGAUCACGGAAGUACCAUAAUUGGAACGUUACAACGAUUGCCGUUACUGUUCUUGAUGGAUGCUCUUCUAAGAAUGGAUGCAACUCAAAUGAUAUUGACAUCCGUUUUAUACAUGUCGAUUUGGUUUCUACGUGGGCGUAACUACGGAGUUAAUACCUCGGACCUCUUAAAGCCUGCCUUUGUCUUGGUUAUCCUAUUUGCAAUCCAGUCAUUUCACAGUGAUGUAAACUUUCAUGGUAUGAUCAUCAUGAUGAUGUGUUUUGAAAUUUUUCUUGUUGCUGGUACUGUUCUAGAAGAAGUACACAAGAUCGUUGAUUCGUUUUUGAUAGAACUUGGAGUAUCGGGAGGCGGCAUUAUAAAGACAUGCAAAGCGGUAACAAUUAUCAUUGUAUUAAUAAUAUGCCCAAUUUGGGUGGUUAUGAAAUUUUAUGAAAUUGGAUUUGAUUUAGGGAUACUAUGGUUUCUUGUAGCUUCUGCAUCCUGGAUAUCAGUGUGCAUUGAGUCAGUAGGGUCCCUGUCAGUUUACCUCUUGUUGGUAAUAGAUAGCUUUAAAUCAGAACCAAUUGAAAAGUUGGAUGAAAUAAUGUAUGGCGUCCGUGCGGCAAUCGGAAUAGUGCAUAUAGGGUUUGGACUUCUUCAAAUAUGCUUUCUUACGUGGAAUAUAACCACGAUUCAAUGGAGCUGGUUUAGUUGUAUUAUAUUAGCUAUUCUGGUUUACAUUAGUUAUGAGCGAGUAACCAACGGAUGGAACGAAUUUCAAAGGCGUCGAACUGCAGUUUACAGACUUGCAUUCCUGCCAAAUGCAACACAAGAACAGUUACAUCUUUUCAACGAUGCUUGUGCCAUCUGCCUUCGCAAUAUGACGUCUGCUAUGAUUACGCCGUGUAAUCACUACUUCCACGAAUCAUGUUUACAAAAAUGGUCAUACUUAAAAGAAACCUGUCCAAUGUGCAAUGCAAUAAUUAAUACUAAUUGUUUAGUUAAAAAGGUUGUUUAGAACUUUGUAAAAUGUGCAAAGACAAAUCAUGCAAGUGCAUGUGGACACUUGAAGGGAAACAAUGAAUUUAUAACUUGAAAACAGUUUGUUUUAUAUAAUGUAAAUGUACCAUUACAUUUAAGAUGACAUCACAUUAGUUUUACCAAUACACAAUGAUUUAUAGCUUGACAAUGACAAGAUAAGAAAGAUGUCUGUUUGUUGAAAAUUUACACACUACGACACUUUUCAUAACGUCACAUAUAAAUGUUUUUGUUUUCUUUUGAAUGUUCGCGAAUAUGUAUGAAAACCGGUAUAUUUUUUUUGCUUUUUAGGCUGGAAACAUAUAUCGCGUAUGCAUAUAGAUAUAGGAAGAUAUGGUGUGAGUGCCAUACAUGUUUUGUCACCAAAUGUGUUAUGACGUUUUACCUAUCUGUUUUAAAUAUCUGGUUUGUCGAGACCUCCGAUAUGUGUUUUCUUAGUUUAAAUUAAGUUGAAUUUAAAAUCUCAAUUUACAAAAUCUUACUUUAACCUUUAGUUGUGUAAUUAUUUACGCUUUAUAAGAAUAGUAAUUGGAAUAAGUUCAACACGAAUCAGUGGAUUUAAUAAAUUAGAUGUUAGAAACGAGAAGUCUUAUGUACAGUAGUUGUCGUUUGUUUAUGUAAUUUAUACGUCUUUCUCGUUUCUCGUUUUUUUUAUAUAGAUUAGACCGUUGUUUUCCCGUGAUUGGUUUUACACUACUAAUGUUGGGGCCCUUUAUAGUUUGUUGUUCGAUGUGAGCCCAGGUUCCGUGCUGAAGGCCGUACAUUGACCUAUAAUUGUUUUUUUUUAAUUGAUAUUGGCACUCACACCGCAUCUUUCUUCAUCUAUGAACAACAAUAAUAUAAAGACAAAAUACAAACGUUUACCAAGGUAAAAAGCCUUUUAUCAAUUUGACAUACUCAACAAGGUAGAAUCUACCAUAUAAAACAAAAUCGAACUACCUGUUGGUGUUUGCAACAAAAAAGUAUACAUUUAUAGCGUCAUAUCGAUUUGUUGCAAAUCAGAUAUUCAUUUUAUUAUGUCAUUUUGUAUAUAUUAUUAUUAUUAACUUUUUGUAACA